AUGUCAGCGUACGGCUCCUCUGCCAUCGCUCCUCCUGCUCCGCGCCGUGCCGUGGGGCCUCGACUGUAUGCGCACCCUACCGACAAGGCGUGCCUCGUGCUGGCGCUACCCUUUUCCAAGGCGAACCCGCCGCCGCAUGAGGCGAGACGGGCGCUCAAGACGUGCUUUGAUGCCGAGCUGGCCGCAGGCAAGACGUACCCUCAACGCGGCCCCCUGAGCGAUGCCGAGUUCGACGCCUACUUCCUCUCUUACGAUCUGAUCCUGGGACUUCUGCUGCCCUCCUCCUCCUUCUCCUCCAAGGGCGAGGGCGAGGGUGCGCCACUACCAUAUCAAGGCCAAGCCACGACGCUCGCUUCCCUCUCUUUCUCCCUCGCCGACGUCGACUGGUCCACGCGCCUCGCGUUCGGCUACUACAUCAAGCCCAACUAUCCGGGACGCAGUUCGCAUCUCUGCAAUGCAGGCUUCCUCAUUCCGCCCUCGAUGCGCGGCCAGCGACUCGGCUCCCUCGCCGGGCGUUCCUACAUCCACUACGCGCCGCGCCUGGGCUUCAAGGGCAGCGUCUUCAAUCUCGUGUACGUGAGCAACGUCGCCUCGACGCGCAUCUGGGACGCGCUCGGCUUCGCCAAGGUCGGCCGCAUCCCGCACGCUGGGCUGCUCGUGGUGGAUGCACACGGCAAGGAGGAGUAUACGGAUGCGUGGCUCAUCCAUGGAGACUUUGAGAAGCUGCAGAAGCGCCUCGAUGAGGCAUCGCACUAGAAAGAGACGGCAAGACGAGGCAAUGCAAAGUCAGU
Molecule: messenger RNA, 791 nt
Organism: Tilletiopsis washingtonensis
Lineage: Eukaryota; Fungi; Basidiomycota; Exobasidiomycetes; Entylomatales
Exons: 4
Coding region: 1-756 (251 amino acids)
Source: RefSeq, a predicted model, not a curated record